Prorocentrum cordatum is the source of this 300-nucleotide messenger RNA. NCBI's taxonomy places the organism in Eukaryota, Dinophyceae, Prorocentrales, Prorocentraceae. The record is from the annotation of a GenBank genome assembly.
AGAUGUUCAAGCGCUACGUGCCCAAUAGUGUGGUCAGAGAUAUCGUUCGCGGGGACGAGCGUGCAAUGAGGCUUCAUGUCUCCCAGCGCGAGGUGACCAUUAUGUUCUCAGACAUCGCGAAUUUUACACCCAUUGCCGAGUCCCUCAAGCAGGUUGAUCUGUUAUUCCUGCUCACGAGAUAUUUCUCCAUCAUGACCAGGAUCGUGGAGACCUACGAGGGCCUGGUGGCGGAGAUCCUGGGCGACGGGCUGGUCGUCUUCUGGAACACGCCCGACGACGUGUCGGACCACGCGGCAAAGG